Rhopilema esculentum is the source of this 7872-nucleotide messenger RNA. RefSeq names its product WD repeat and HMG-box DNA-binding protein 1. Gene Ontology annotation, cellular component: nuclear replication fork. Gene Ontology annotation, biological process: DNA repair; mitotic cell cycle; DNA-templated DNA replication. NCBI's taxonomy places the organism in Eukaryota, Metazoa, Cnidaria, Scyphozoa, Rhizostomeae, Rhizostomatidae. The record is from RefSeq and is a predicted model, not a curated record. Gene Ontology annotation, molecular function: protein binding; chromatin binding.
GCGAAGGAGCAUCAGAUUUGGCGCGAAAUAAAAUGGUAGGGAGUUGAAGUUCAGAUGUUUGAUCGAGAUCAUUUGAAAUUACAAAACCAUGGCGAUGUUGAAAGACUUCAGAUAUUCCCAUGCCGAUGGCCUAACGUUUGCUAGCUAUAAUUCAACUGGGGAGUAUAUGCUAACAUCUGGUAUUGAUGGUGAUGUCCGAGUGUAUAAGAGUAUUGAUGAUGAUGAUGCUGUUUCCUUUCGAGUCGGAAAUUGUGUUACUGCCAUUGCUGUUAAGGGCUCUGAGAUAGCAGUAGCUACUGAGACCAAUGAUGUAAGAACAUUUUUGUUCCCAGAGGGGACACAGCAGGACAUUCUGUUACGAUUUACUGCUCAAGUUAAUUCAAUAAGUUAUUCUCAUCAUCAGAAUUGUCUUGUGGCUGGAGCAAGCGACUUUGCCGUCAAAGUUAUCAACCAGGAAGAUGGUUCACACAAACAAAUGUCUGGUCAUGAAGGUCCUAUUCUUUGUGUGGUAUUUAGUCCCAAUGACAAGUUGUUGGCAUCAUCAAGUUGUGAUGGGGCAUUGAAGAUAUGGAAUGUAGAUACCCAGGAGUGCUUGAAAACACUGAACAUCUUGCCCAAAUGCAAUGAUAUAAGUUCCUCAAAGAUUUUAUGCAAAAUAGCUUGGUGCAAUAGUGAUCCACAGGUUAUUGCAGUGCCCAGUGGAAAAGGAGUCAAGCUAAUUUCUGCUGAAGAUUGGAGAGAGCUAUGUUUCAUGGAAGGCAGUCAUACAGAAGUAGUCUCAAUUGUCAGUUGCUCACCCUGUGGUCCAACUCUCGCAAGUUCAAGUGUGAAUGGAGAAAUGGUCAUCUGGGAUUUGUCCAAACGGAAGGAGCUCCAGUUGCUGAAGCACGAAAACGGCCACAAAAUCAGCUCCAUCGAUUGGCAUCCGAAAAAAUGCAACGAGCUGCUUAUUGCUGAUUUUGAAGGCCAAUUUGGUAUUUGUAAAGAUGCAGUACCUGCUGACAUCCAGAAUCAAGAGUUUCGUAAUGAAGAUCUGUCUGAAGACUGGGAUAUUGAGGGUAGGAAAUCUGAGAAACGAAGACGAAGAGUUGAUGAUAGUGAUGAAGACGACGAAGAGCCUGUCGGGUCUGUGCACAAGAAGCACCGAAUCACAAACAUUGAAAAUUUCUUAGAUGACGAAGCAGACGAUGAUGAUGAUGAUCCAGAAGUUUCAAUUAAUCUUAUCAAAGAGGGUUUGCUACCCGCAGAACCCCAACAUUUUCUGGAUGAUGCCGACGAAGCCUCUUUGCGAGAUUUCAUAGUCGAUGAAAAGCCAAAAAAAUCUCUUGCACCUCAAACGCCGUUGCAGAAAGCUUUUCAACCAGGAUCAACCCCCGUGCAUCUGCUGCAUCGCUACAUGGUUUGGAACUCUGUUGGCAUUAUUCGUUCACACUCUGAGGACGAUAUCUCAACAAUAGACAUCGAGUUUCACGACGCCAAUCUUCACCAUCCGUUGCAUAUUACAAACGUGAUGAACCAUUCCAUGGCUGCCUUGUCCACGACGGCGGCAGUUUUAGCAUGCGACUCACAAGAUGAUGUGCACAGUAAAUUUGUUUGCCUUCAUUUUGGAACCUGGGAUUCCACAAAGGAAUGGAGUAUGACAAUGCCAAAAGGAGAAGAAAUCAAGAGUGUUGCGGUGAAUAGCAAGUUCAUUGCAGUUGCAACAGAUGCAAGGCUUGUGCGUUUGUUUACAGUGGGUGGUCUGCAGUACCACAUUUUCAGUAUCCCUGGACCAGUUGUCGCAAUGUCAUUUUCUGAGACUCAAAUGAUGAUUGUCUAUCACCAAGGAACAGGACUUCCUUCUUGCCAAUGUUUGGGCAUGCAGCUUCUAGAAAUCGGGAAAACUAGUUGGAAGCUAUCUGUGGAGCAACAGCUGCCGAUCAGCAAGAAAUCGAAUCUCAUCUGGAUUGGAUUUUCAUCUGAAGAAACCCCAUUCACUGUUGAUUCACGUGGCAUUGUUAGAAUGUUCCAGAGAACGUUUGGAUGCACAUGGGCUCCUGUUAUCAAUUUGAAGAGUCAGACAAAAGCUAAAUCGGAUAAUUACUGGAUUAUUGAAGUAACUGAAAAUCCGGCCGAAUCAAGGGCAAUAUUUUGCAAAGAUUCGACCUUCCCCCUGAUGCUCCCUAGACCUGUACCAUGCUCGGUUCCAUUUAAAAUACCAGUCUGCGAUAAAGACACAGAGAAGGGACAACUCGAACAAAGUUUGUUAUGUAGCAAAGUUAUGAGUCAACAUCACCAUUACUACCGACGAAAGCGAAUGCAAGUAGACGAAGAUGCCAUUUCAGAUGCCAAAACCGAGGAGAUAAAACUUUUGAUGAAACUGUUUGCGCUCUCUUGCAAAUCUGAUCGGAUAUUCCGAGCUGUCGAGAUUUGUGAACUUAUGCCAAAUGCUGACACCGUGAGUCUAGCCAUUCAGUAUGCAACAGCAAUGAAACGAAUGAAUUUAGCCGAAAGACUCGGUGAUUUAGCUCGAAGAAAAGCACAAGAGGAAGAUGAAAGAAGUGGAAAUGAAGAGGAGGAAGAUGACGAAGAAGAAGAAAUGGCAGAUUAUCAAACUUCCAGCUAUUCCAAGGAAGAAUCUCAUUUUCCAUCAAUUAAACCUUUUGCUAAUAGAAAUUCAAAAACACUUACGUACAACAAAAAGCGCAGCAUAGGUAGACCGCAAAUAAAGUCGAGAUUGCGCAAAGAGUCAUCUGGCGACUCGCUGGAUGGUUUCGAUGACGAAAAUGGCAAAAUGGAGACAGAUAAUAAAGAUGAGGACGACAUUGACAAUGAUAUCGCAUUGAUGGAUGCGGCAGAAGAAGCGGAAGAUUAUCAAGAAAAUGACGCAGAUGCGCCAACGCAGCCUGCCAAAGCCAACAGCUACUUGCUCAAUGAUGGGCGGAGCAACCCUUUUAAACUAACCCCAAACACGAAGGCGAAAGCGCUGAGCUCGAGUAAGGGAACCUCAUAUUUUGAAAGCCUCACCAGCACCUUACCGCCAAAAAACAAACCAGUUCAUUCAGAAACAAAUAAAGGAUCAAUGAAUGGACAAUCAAAGACCGACAGAAAGAAAGGUGAUUCUCGACAAGCCACUCUUUUUCAAAAAACAGGGACUAAAAGUGCGAAAGCAAAAGAAGAAGGAACAAAGCCAGCGAAAAACAAGACGAAAACUGGGUUUUUGUUGUUUAGAGAACACGUCUCGACCGAAUGGGACGGUAUGGAUGCCGAAGAAAUUAUAAAGAAAGCACUUGCUGAAUGGAAACAAUUGUCCGGCGAAGAAAAACAGACAUGGAAUGCAAAGGCAAAAAACCAAAAUGGACUGGACGAUCGAAGUAAAGAGAAAACAGAGAAAAGCUUUGAGGUUGUAAAAAGCUCUACUAAAGUUUGCAGCCAGGAAAAGGAAAAAAUCGACAUUAGUACAAAGAACAGCAAGUCGAAACUGGCCGCAUUUGCGUUUCAGAAAGCAUAACAUUUCUUUAACAGCAGGCCAAAUACGGCGCAUUGUCCGACUCAUAACGAUUAUCCUUCGCCAAGGCCAAGAAUUUUUUUUAACGACGGAAUACGUCAUUUCGUCUGUCUGGGGAUGGUUCAUCAGUGUAAUGUUUUGUUUAAUGUCAGAAAGACGUUGGUUUCUUUCCCUCCAGUCUUGAUGUGGGCAGCAAUAACAUAGAUGGGGACUGUGAAAUGCCCAUCUCAACGUGGAAUUGUCAAUAUAUUUUUCACAGAAUUAAGUUGAUUAUUAAAUUAAUUCCAAGCAAAACCCAAAGUUGUAAUUUUUCAGUUACAAAUGCAGUCACUUGUGGUAAAUGUGAUAGUCAAUAUUGGAAUUUUUUGUAAAAUCCAUUUUUCCUGUUUUUAUUUUCUGUUACCGAAAUAAAGUGGUUUCUGCAAGCUUAACCGUUGUUGCAGGCCUGCGUCAUAUGCUGCUGCGCUUGUAACUAGCCCCUUUCAAACCUUUUUCGUUUGUCUCAAUCAAACAAGUAUUGUAGUACAGGACAAUGAGUAGCGUAACCAUGCUUUUUACGUCACCACUCCUCAUUGCAUGAAUGUUAAAAUUCAUUUUUAACCCGUUAUCAAAACUCCGUUCUGUAGCUUGCUAUACCUCAGUCAGUUUGCAAUCAAAUCAAUUCAACUGAUUCCUCACCUUUAGAGGUAUUUUGUCGUAUUCUCUCAGGUAAUGUGAACAAAGUAAAAAAAAUCUAAAAUUGUACUUUUAUGACGCCACACUUUGGAUCUGUGACUAAAAUAUACCAACAAAAAAUACUUGUUUUUCAAUUUAUAGGAACAACAAUAGUAACAAACGUGAAACCAGUGUAAAGUCAAUGUAAAACUGUCUUUAUGAAGAAUUUGACAGCUGUUUGGAAAGGAGUUCUUCGCAAUGCUUACAAAUAUCUUUAGACUAAGAAUCCAACAUUAUAGAAAACCCAGUUGAAGGGUGCAAGCAAGUCAUUUCAAUUUAUAGACACGGAAAUCGAAAUACGGUACCAUUAACAACAACAAGGAUUGAGUAAUGAUAUAAUUAUCAAAAUAGAUAGUAUUCAUUUCAAAAUAGAUUCAUAUUAGGCACAGAAAAUGCACAUAUGACAAUAAUUCAUUUAAUCACAAGCAUUCAUUCAGUAUACGAAAUUAACAGUUAUAAAUACAAAGCUGGUGAAGAAAUCUCAACAUCCACUUCACCCAAGAUGUCCCCACGUGUAAAGAUACAAAUACAGUGUGAUGAUGUAGCCAAUUGAAAAACAGCUUAUCAGUGGCUAUGUACGUCUGACGCUACUACAUAAAAUUAAAGUUUUGGGAAGGCUACUUCCGCCUUUUUGCUCAAAGUGUCCUCUGCUCUCCAUAAGCUUGUCACUGUCUUCAAUUGUGUGAAAAAGUUAAUACCCUAGAACAAAUAAGUUAAACAUAACAUCUCAAUUUUGAUUAGAGUCUCUGUUUCUUAAAGAACAUGAUCAGCAUUACUAUUAAUAAAAUAUUACAAAUAUAGUACAGUUCGUCUUUUUGACCGAGUCCAGAAUUCGUUCCGCUUUUACUAUGCUUGCACUUUGGUUCGACAAGAUCGAUUGCACACUCUUAACAAGAGCGGUUCAGACAAGGUUGAUCGAUUAAAAAAAAACUUUCUUAAAAGCAGAGUAAAACAAAGGCAAAAAUGCUUUAUCACUGGAUAUCGAACAUUGUAGCAACGUGAUUAGACAGAGCAGCGUCUCUAACUGCAUUUAAAUUGGAGAUGCAUCAAUCAAAGUGUCCUAAGAAACGUCACAGAAUCUUGUGUUACAUAAAUCGAAUAUGGAAACUUACAGCUUUGCCGUAAAAAUUCAUAUCACCACGGAAAGAACCACGCGAUCCAGUGAACGAGAACAUUGGAAGCGGAACAGGAAUUGGUACAUUAAUUCCAAUCUGUUAUGAAGAAUGAAUCAACUUUAAUUGGCAAUUAUGAAAACGAUAACUGUUGGUGGAAAUCAAGUAAAUAUGCAGCUUCUCUAUGUCAUUAAAGAAAGUGAGACCAGAUAACAGAUAUCAAGUCAGUUCUCCGGCAUGCUAAAACAGUUUCUACUAGAUUUACAAAACAAUGCAUCAAUAACCUAUAUGGCAAGAAGAAAAUAUGUUGCCACAGUGCCAGUUACGGUCUUUCAUACAAUACAUCGUUGGCUUCGAGGAACAUAAACACUGCUAUUCAAUUCUGCAAGUCAUCAUUACAUAGGUAUUCUUAAGAAUUCAUAUUUUGCCAAUGAUAAGUCCAUUUUCAUAUUCUUAACAUAGUUUGCAACUCGUUCAAAACACGAACCUCUCAAUUACUUCUAUGCUGAUAAAAGUCAUCAUUAUUUCAUGCACCUUGGCUUUGUUUGUGAUUUUUUCUUAUGAAUUCGAAGUCUUGAAGUCCCAGAAACUUUAAAGUUUGAAAGCGUCAAAAUGAACCUUUUGAUUACAAUAAAUGAUGAACAUUUCGAUCAAAUACGAUCCUUCAUUUGCGAAAAGCAAUGACAGCCCUUACACUGCAAACAUUUUUGGCCAUAUGACUCGGCAACCUUAAAACAGGAAAGUGUGAAUUUGCUUCUGACCUCAUCCUAAAGACCUCGUGCUUGGUCUUAGCUGAUUAGUGCUUCCUAACAUAAAAUUGUUUUUUAAGCCCAUUAAAUGCAACUUUGACUUGCAAAGAAUAUUUCAAGAGAAACUUACAAAAAACCUGUUUGAUUGACCAUUGAUAGAGAAACAAAUGAUAAUGUUUUAGAAGAACCUUAAUCGAAAAAUUCCUAUUAACAUGUUGCUUUUGGUAGAUUGGCAGUUAUAGUAACAAUGACUGAAAAUGCACUUGCCUGUCCUACAUCGACACUGUCGCGGUAUUUUCGAGCAACGGCACCAGAGGCAGUGAAUAUUGCAGUUCCAUUCCCAUAGGGGUUCGAAUUAACAACUUCGAUUGCUUCAUCUAGAGUAUCAGUGUCCAAAAUGACCAAAACAGGGCCAAAGAUUUCUUCUGUGUAACACUUCAUGUUUGGCUGUAUUUAGAUGAAAAUCAAAUUCAUUACAAUAGGAAAAAUUUGUUCAUAUUAAACAUACAUAGAUAGUAAAUGUUUGGGUAGAAAGCCAUAAUUUAGGCAUUCCACAAUAAAGCAACACUUUUGUGUUUUAUGCAAAGCAUUUUUAUGCGUUUUUGAUUGCAAUAAAGUAACAUGCCCUGUUUGGAGAAUCGUCCUCAGGAGAAUAUAACAUAAGACACCAAGCAGAUCAUUUUAAUAAUACGCGUGCAGUUUUUUAUUAUACCAUCAGGGUUGUUAUCACGAAUGACAUUUUUCAAACCUUGACACCGCUAAGAAUUGUGGGUCCAACAAAGUUGCCCUUUUCGUAGCCAGGAACAGAGAUGCCACGACCAUCCAAAUCGAUCUGAAAAGAUGCAUUUCAAAAUUAACAUACAAAGCAAAUUAUUUUUAAAUCAAUCACAGUAAAAGGUUCUGCUCCGCUGAUAAAAAUAUAAAUUUGGACUCACCUUUGCCCCUUCAUCUAUGCCACUCUGGACAAGAUCGAGAACCCUUUGCUUAGCUGCAGGUGAUAUAAGUGGACCCAGAUCUGCCCCCGGUUGGUCACCUGUUGACGGAGCAGAUUGAAACGAUACAAGAUUCAGCAUUAAUUCAAAUUUACAAAAAUCACAAAAUAAUGCAGAAACUACUAAAAAAUACAGAUUAGUACAUGCCUUUAGCCAUUUCGAGUUCUUUAGACUAAGCUCUUACCUGCAUUGACUUUCAACUUUCUUGCUCUUUCAACAAGUUCAGGAAUCCAUUCUUUUGCUUCACCAACAAAAACAGCCGUGGAAAGAGCCAUGCACCUUUGUCCUGCAGCGCCAAAGGCAGCCCCAACCAACUACAAGAUGAAUGGAUAUCUUCUCAUGGAGGCACUUUUCACAGAACUCUAUAAAUAUCUACCGUAGCGUAUACAGAAAAAAGAAAUCUGAUUCCGGAAAAUAGCUAGAACAGCCCAACCGUAAUUGAGCAAAUAUUACUAAUUGUAUCCAAUAAUUUGGCAAAAGUAAAGCUAGCUAUUUUUUAUUCGAUCUAUGCGGUAGGUUAGGGAAAACAUUUCCUGAAGCUGUGGUAAACAGCCUCGAUUUCCACCCGAAUAAAUAUAAUUUCAAGUAAAAUACAGAAUAGAACGGCUCUAGAACAUCAAUGACGCUGAAAAAGUGAACAGUAGGAAGCCUAUUGUCUAUCGAUGGGUGUAAACCACGUAAAAAAGCACAGCAAAUAUUCGUAUAAGUAUGGGGAUGACUAGAGAACUAGAGUUCAAUAACUUGGACAUGACUGGAUAACUAGACUUUCAAUAAUGGUCUGUACAAGAUGUCCAGUUUUAUUUUGUUGUUUUUGCUGA